CCAGCCAGCCGGAGCCGGCCGCUUACCAGGAGCAAAAUGACAGUUCGCUUCCUAAACUCGCUAACAAUAUUAAUAACAAUCAUGAGUUCCGCUAAAGGGAAUCACCUCAGCAUUUCAGCGAUAGGAUGUCAUGUGUUUACAACAUACACAAUUCCUGAUGAUCAAGUCUGUCUAACGAGGACUGACUUAGGAAGAAUGACCUCUUUCCCUGUAUACACCAAUGAUGAUCUGAAACUAGAGUCAUCAGACGGAAGUCCAGUGUUGUUGUCUACCACGCCGUGUACAUGUUCUGGUUCUGGGUCGCUUUAUAUCGACGACACUAUGCCAGCAGUUCAUGCACAGAAAUUUGUAAGUCUGCAUCCAUCAGGUAUGCUUGGAACAUUCAAUUGUGGAAAUUUUUACCUCCUGUCAAUUAAGUACUUGGAUCACUACAUGAAUAGAAAUAAUGCUGACUUCUGUUUAGAUGUGGAUGUCACAUGCAAGGUUCUUAAUGCAUCGGGUACAAAUAUAGACAGUAGUUUAAAAUCGUGCGCAGAGGUUCAGCCUGUUUCAAUGGAAUCAAAAGACGGCACUCAGUUGGAACCUGUGUUUUUGUGUAUUUUUCCUCCAAUAUCAGAUGACGUGGUGUAUGACGUAUCAUGGUUUAUCAAUGACGAGGAAUUAACGUGGGCAGCCUCACACACCGUGCAGUAUGCUGACGUAAAUUUAACCGCUCUCAGACCCUCCAAUUGGACAGGAAACUACUCAUUAAAUUUUGAGGUCGCUUGCGCAGUGAAAGCAUAUAAAAAAUCUUCUUCCAUUUCUGGUCCAACAUACAUGAGUCCGAAGUUUUUUGCUGGAAUUAAACCAGAGCACCGUUCGUACUACGUAGCAGAGGGCGUGACGUCACAGAUAGCACUCACCAGUACGAUACCUUUCAGCUGCCCCCUCUUCCUUAGUGAAGAAAUGCGAGAGGCAUUUUGUACAUAUUACUUUUAUAUAUGGACGCCUGCCGAGGACAGUUGUAGGAACGGCAUGUCUGGCAAUGGAUUAGCUAUGACGAACCAGCCCUGUGGGGUGACGUUUAAAUUCAAUGACUGGGGAAACAAAAGUGUAUAUAUAAAUGUUACGGGGUAUAUGGAUGGCAUGAUAAACUAUAACGACAGGACUACUCUUCUCCACAUAGAGUCCACAAAGAAUCCGAUGGAUGCAUUAGGAAUAUGGAAUAACUUAAAAUUUGAUGGAAUUGAGGUCAGUGUAGGUGACCAAGACAAUACGGUGACCGGUCGUCAGUGUAUAUCCUCUAACGAUCCACAUAUGACAACAUUCGAUGGCUUUCGCUGGGAAAACCAACGGACUGGAAUAUUCACAUUAUACCAACACAAAACAUUGCCAUACACCGUUCAUGUAAUUUACUCGGAAUGUGUACCACGGCGCGCCACCUGCAACUGUGGUGUUGCAGUCAGGAAUGGUUUUAGCUUUUACAUUGUCAGGACUUGUGAAAUGAUUUCACUAGUAAAUACUAAAAUGCUCUCAGUACCAUAUGAAAAAGAACAUCUCUGUGACACCACUGACCUUGGUAUUUUAAAACUUGGGAGGCACUACACGCUGACUUUCCCAACCGGAACACAAGUCAUAUUCGACAUCUCAUACUGGAAUCCCUUCAUUGGAAGCGUGAGAAUCCGAGCUUCUGUGGCAGACAUUGAGUCAUCUGUGGGACUAUGUGGGUAUAGUAAUGGUGAUACAUCUGACGAUUUCAUCCCAAAAGACGGAAAUAAUCCAACUGACUCGGCAACAUUCGCUCUUUCUUGGAGAAUACCGAUGAAUUCAAAUGACAGCUUAUUUUCAAAGAACUCAACAAUUCUACAAGACACUACAUGGAAAUACAACACAAACUCACCCUCCCAAGCUGGCAAAACAUACUGCAUAUGCGCCCAGAGUGGACCAGUAAAUUCUUACGAAUUUGUGUUGUCAAAUUCAGUCCAUUGUAACAUGACAUCCCCAAGUCAAUUAUGCAAGAAUGACAAUUCAGUUGUGACAGUGGAUUCAUGCGCGAGUUCUAACAGUCGGAGAAAGCGAUCACUCGACGAUACGGAUAAUGUUGCCUUGGACAGCGUAUUAACAUACGAUCAUGACUACAAUGAGUCGGCGGUUAUAGAAGUAGGCCAGUGGGCGAACAACUGGAAUGAAACAUCCGCAAAAGAAUUUUGUUUGCAGCAGUUUGACCUUGAUCCCGCUGUAGAUGUUUGUAACAGAUUAGUCAAUAUCAGCAAAGAGCCCUUUCUGGAUGAUUGUGUCGCAGAUAUAAAGCUUUCAGGAAAUGCAUCGUUUGUGGAAGAUACUCUAACCACAUUGAAAGGGGCGUGUCUGACAGAGGCCACACGAAACGAAGUGUUCUACGUUAACCAAUCAUCUGACACCAAUGGAUUGUCAAUCUUUGAAUUUAUUUCAACAUUUUUGUGUCCUCGUAAUUGUUCCGGAAAUGGAGUGUGUGUGAAUGCGACUUGUUCGUGUUCUGAUGGAUACCUGGGUUCUGACUGUUCCGGUAAACUUUCCGUCCCUCCAAAAGACUUUCUACUGCCUUCUAGUGGAUUGUGUGACUUAAGUUCCAGACAAUGUCGUACAACAAACAUCAUGGGAUAUUUUGAUUCGGAAAAAGUUAUAGCAAAAUUUGCAUACUUUAAGGUGAAACCAGCUGAAAUCCAGGAUUCUGCGUAUGUCAAAACAGAGAAUUCGACUUCCCAUCACUUUAAUUUGAUAUCUGUACAAAUUCCUAAGCCCCCGGGAACAAACCGGCGAAGAAGGGACACAGGCGCUGACCAGACAAUCCACGGAUGGAACAUAUCCCUAAGUUACGAUGGCAACACGUACAGCAACCACGUGACUUUUCUGAUAUUCGAUGGCCUGAUGUACACAUGUGAUGUUCAAACGCUGAUUUGUUAUUCCUCUAAAAGCGCAUCCUUGAAAUCUUCGGUUGAUUCUGAUACGAGCGUCCUUACAAUAGCGGUGGGUGUAACAGCCAUAUUGCUUUUGGUUAUCACAUUACCAAUCAUCGUUAUUUGUACCAUGAAAAAAAUUGGAGGGCGGAGGAAAUCGGUUGGCAUCAACGUACCAAUCCAAUCUGUGCUGGAUUUAAAACCUUCACCUGCCAGAAAUCAACAGGAAGGGUCAAUGCUACCAGCUGACAGUGAUAACACAAAAUCUCCUUUACCACAACGGAAAGAAAUGGAAUUCUGCGGAUCACAAAAUAUGGAUUUUUUUUGGGUACCGAGUCCUUACCUUAAAUCUAAUGUUCCACCACUUAACCACCGUAUGACGUCAAGAGAAGACAAGGAACACAACUCUAUCAGCAUUAUCUCCUUUGACGAUUAGUUUGUCAUUUGAAAUGAUAUAGAUGUAUUUUCAAUUUCCCAAUUAUGUAAUCUUAGUUGUAGUCAAAGUGUGGGACCGGUUUUUUUUUGGUUUUUUUUAUAUCUUCUUUAUUUCUAAGAAUUACUACAGAAUUUAGUAUUUAUUCGUUUGAAAACUUACAUUUAUUGGGGUUUUUUUAAAUGGAUCAUUUCAUUUUCUUCAAGAAUUAGACCUGAUCUUCCUUGUGGUGUUUUGCAUCUUAACCAAUUACAUAGACCCAACCACAGCUUACAUUUACGAGUAUUGUGCUGCGAUGAACAUAUAAUACUAGUAAAUGGCGUCAGAUAAAACGUACUGAAGAUUGGUCUUGCGUUUCUCUCGUAUUAUCAGCACAGUUUCAUACUAGUAUCUAAUGACAGAGAUUGCGAAUUUUACAUUUUAUUCCUAGUGCCAAAAUUAUUGCGUAUUUUACAUUUCAUUCUCAGUGCAAAAUUAUGAUUUCAGUGCUACCGUGAUGUGAUGAGCUUGGCUAUAGUUACAAAUGGCGUUUUAAAGUAAAUAAAAGUGUUAAAAGUC
Ostrea edulis (European flat oyster) is the source of this 3906-nucleotide messenger RNA. RefSeq names its product von Willebrand factor D and EGF domain-containing protein-like. Lineage: Eukaryota; Metazoa; Mollusca; Bivalvia; Ostreida; Ostreidae. The transcript has 19 exons. Bases 37 to 3351 code for a protein of 1104 amino acids. The record is from RefSeq and is a predicted model, not a curated record.